Entrophospora sp. SA101 is the source of this 195-nucleotide messenger RNA. The record is from the annotation of a GenBank genome assembly. Lineage: Eukaryota; Fungi; Glomeromycota; Glomeromycetes; Entrophosporales; Entrophosporaceae.
AUGUUAGUAAACAAAACAUGGUAUAAAGAAGGAUGUCGACGAUUACAUAUAGAUCGAGAUGACAUAAUGGAAUGGUUAAAAUUAAAAAGGAUCAAUAAAUUGGGUAGCUUUAUAAGAUGUCAAAAUCUUGAUAGGUUAGAUGAAUAUGAUGACAACAUAUUUUUUAUUCGAAUAUUAACAACCAAAACUGUUUGA